This is a messenger RNA of Entamoeba histolytica HM-1:IMSS, 468 nucleotides long. RefSeq lists its product as uncharacterized. Bases 1 to 468 code for a protein of 155 amino acids. The transcript has a single exon. Lineage: Eukaryota; Evosea; Mastigamoebida; Endamoebidae. The record is from RefSeq and is a predicted model, not a curated record.
AUGAAUUUUACUUAUUACAGUACUAUGGAAAACUGUAAAAAUGCAAUUAAUCCAAUUGAAAACCGUACUCUUCAAAUUAACUAUUCUACUGUUGAUGAAAUCAGAGACUCUUAUUUUCUUAUUUAUCUCUAUUAUGAUCAAGGAUGUAAAAACUUACAAUAUAUUCUUAAUAAAAAGAAAUUCUGUUUUCCUCUGAAUGGAAGAUGGUGGAAUUUUACAAUAGUAAAGAAUACAAUCCAAGGUAGGGAAUACUCCGAUUCAUCUUGUUUAGACAUUGUUAGUAAUUUCACUACCGACUUAAAUGUUUGUUUAACAUAUCCUCAGAAUGUAUUUUAUAUUGAUCCUUCAAAAAAUGAAUUACCAGGAUUAAAUUUAGAUUAUGACUAUAACUAUAACCAUGUUGAGAAUAAUGCUGAAAUGAUACUUGGUUAUUUAACUAUCAUGUUAUGUAUCUUCAGUCUCAUAUAA